Copidosoma floridanum is the source of this 3348-nucleotide messenger RNA. RefSeq lists its product as uncharacterized. Lineage: Eukaryota; Metazoa; Arthropoda; Insecta; Hymenoptera; Encyrtidae. The record is from RefSeq and is a predicted model, not a curated record.
AUGUAUAUGCUCAUGCUGCUCAAUCAGUCGACAGUAAAGAGAAAACCUCUAGUUAUUCCUUACGUAAAGGAAAUCAUGUUUCUUCCUAAGCUUUCGCAGUUUUUACCUAGUGAGAGAGUAGCUUAUUCGGUUUGGCCGCACAUUAGGGGUCUUGAACUGGCUGAUCCUGAUUUCGCAGAGCCUCAAAAGAUAGAUUGCAUACUUGGUACUGAUGCUUACUUGGCGGUAAUUCUCAGCGGUCUUACUCGAGGACCUAAGAACACCCCAGUAGCUCAGAAUUCAGCCUUCGGUUGGCUUCUGACUGGUCCAACGUUAAGCCAUUCUUGUAGCUGCCAUACAGCACAAGUGCGUGCUUUCCACGUACACACCGAACCUCCUAUCUCGGAAAACCUUCAAAAGUUUUGGGAGAUUGAGAAGGUGCCCCGUAAAUCCCUACUGACGGAGGACGAGAUCUAUUGCGAGAAGUUAUUUGUUCAAACAUAUUCACGUAACAAGGAAGGUCGUUUUGUAGUUCGAUUGCCUCUUCGCAGCAAUCCUGAAUUUAUAAGCUCCCGAGAUAUUGCAGUGGCUUGUUUAUUACGCUCUGAAAAGCGUCUUCGUAGCAAUCCAGACCUCGCAGAAUCAUUUGUUUUCACUACAGACGUCGUGCAGAUGUUUAGACAGAUCUUGGUGCAUGCUAACGAUAUGGACUGGCAACGAGUAUUAUGGCGCUCAUCAACUGAUCAGCCCAUUCGUAAUUAUAAGUGUGUUACAGUAACUUAUGGCACAUCAUCGGCCCCAUACUUGGCUCUAAAGGUCAUCCAGCAGCUGGCAGUGGAUGCCACAGAAUCUCACCCACAUGCGUCCGAGAUAUUACGACACAAGCUCUACGUCGAUGACCUCUUCGCAGGCGCUGACACGAUCGAAGCAGCACAAGAGUGCCAAGAUCAACGUAUACAACUUUUGGCCUCCGCUGGUAUGCUUUUGUCUAAGUGGGCAACAAACGAUUCAAGGGUUCUGCAAGGUCUAGCUUCAGUCUCAGCUAAGGAGAUAAGUUUGAAGCUCGAUGAGGUAAUAUCAACUUUAGGCCUGAAGUGGCUACCUAAUCUUGAUGUCUUCACAUUCACCACAAAGCCCGUCUCUGGUAAUGGAGAAGACACUAAGCGAUCUAUCUUGUCUGUGAUUGCUCGUCUGUUUAACCCGCUCGGAUGGUUGGCCCCGACAAUGGUAAUUGCCAAAAUAAUUUUACAGGAUCUUUGGCUCAACAAUCUCAACUUUGACUCACCGGUGCCUGAGGCUAUUAAUCAUCGCUGGGCAAGCUUUCGUAAUGAGCUCCGAGAAGUCUCGCUCAUACGGAUACCCCGCUGGCUCGGAGGAAGAGAGAAGGACGAAUGGCACUUGCAUGGCUUUGCUGAUGGGUCAAAGAGAGCGUACGCAGCAGCCCUAUACGCAGUGACACCAGGCCAAGCUGUGCAUCUACUCUUUGCCAAGACCAAGUUGGCUCCCACGAGGGUACAGACGCUCCCCAGGCUCGAGCUGUGCGGCUGUACUCUCUUAGCUCGCCUGGUCCAACACUUGCUGGAAAAUAUACCAACAAAGCCAAUCAGUAUCAACUGCUGGACAGAUUCUAUUGUCGUCUUGGAGUGGUUGAAGAGUCAUCCCUCUCGAUGGCCUACUUUCGUGGCUAACAGAACCAGCGAAAUACUCACCGGACUGCCUGCAGCAGUGUGGCGGCAUGUAAGAUCCGAAGAUAAUCCUGCAGACUGUGCUACACGUGGCUUAACUCCGGCUGCUCUUGCAAAGUACGAUAUUUGGUGGAGGGGACCAAAAUGGCUGAUACAAAAAGAAAGUAUCUGGCCUUCUCUCACAUCGCCCCAGAUGCCUGACCAAGUGAAGCUCCAAGCCUCUGCAAUUCAGAGAAAGCCGCCCGAAAAUUUGAAGCAAGCUGUGAACCCUGAAUGUCUUCCGUCGCUUCAAAAGUUCUCCUGCUUUGCCAAAAUUAUCAGGAUUAUCGCCUACUGCUGCCGUUGGCGCUUACGUACCGUGCAUAAGCAAUUGAUGCUAUCCGACGUGCCUCUAGCAGGCGAGGAGCAGAAAUUAGCAAGGACUUAUUGCUUUAGAGCAAUUCAACUACAGCAUUACCAAACCGAGAGGCAAAAUUUGGCUGAUGGUCAAACUGCCUCAAAACGCAGUCCAUUUAGUCGGCUUAGUCCCUUUCUCGAUGACCUAGGCCUCAUUCGAGUAGGAGGAAGACUCUAUCACUCGUCGCUGCCUUAUAGUGAGAUGCACCCAAUCAUUCUACCAGGCAAUUGUCAAUUUGUAAGGCAACUCGUUGAAGAAGCGCAUCGACUUACGUUGCACGGAGGAGUGCAAUUAAUGCUGUCGCAUCUGCGUCGAUCUGUGUGGAUUAUCAGAGGGCCACGAGUCGCCGCAGGAGUGCUACACCGAUGCACCGUCUGCACUCGUUUUGCAGCAAAAAGUAGUGCACAGCAGAUGGGACAACUACCAGCAGCUCGAGUUACCCCUGCGCGUCCCUUUGCACACACAGGUGUGGAUUAUGCAGGACCCACCUGGAUCCUAUUCUUAAGAGGACGAGGCGCCAAGUCUACAAAGGGCUAUCUUGCAAUUUUUGUUUGCAUGGUUACCCGUGCCGUGUACAUUGAAGUAGUGUCCGACCUUACCACGGACCUAUUUAUUGCGGCUUACGCAAGAUUUUGCGCGCGACGAGGCGUGUGCGAUGUCCUGUAUUCGGAUAACGCCACCAACUCCAAGGGUGCGGCCUCAGAGCUCCAGCGGAUGUUCAGCAGAUCAUCAAACUUCACCGCCAGCCUGAUCGAGAGAUUGUGGGAGGCUGCAGUGCGCAGUGUAAAGUAUCACCUCACUAGAGUCAUCGGAGAAACAAGGCUAACAUUCGAGGAGCUGUCGACCUUAUGCGCCAACAUCGAAGCCUGCCUAAACUUCAGGCCGCUUUGCACUCUCAGCAAUGAAGUCUCUGCAGAGCUCACUCUUACGCCAUCACACUUUCUCGUCGGUUCUGCGUUACUGUCUCAUCCCGAGUCUUACGACGAGUUGCAGCAACCAAUUCGCUGGAGAAAGGAGGUACUCUACCAGCACUUAAAGCGCAACAAAUGGCUAAAGCCCCAACCCAAUAUCGCCAAGGGCGACGUCGUUAUUAUCAAAGACGAACUCUCACCCCCAGCUAAGUGGCCCUUGGGAUUAGUUACCGCUACACACCCAGGUGCUGACGGACUUGUACGAGUCGCUACGAUCAAAACGGCCGACACCAAGUUUGAUCGACCUAUCGUUAAGCUUAUAAAAUUGCUUGACGAGCCAGAACUGAAUGAGUGUUUCAAGGACGAAGUGAAUUAG